AAGACUGUAACACUAAGGGCCCUUUCACACCAAACGAAUCCGAAUCAAUCAGAAUCACUCCGAAUCAAGUUGAAUCUGAUUGACCAAGAUUCGGCUUCGAGCGCUCCGUUUAAAUGUGAAGGGACUCUUUUCUCGCCUUCAGACCGGACGAAUCUGGUUCAAUCAGGUUUGAUUCGAGUUCGCACUUGAUUCAACUUGUCAGAUUCCUCGUCCAGUCAGUCUUGAAUCAACAACCAUACGAGAUGGACGUGGAAUUAUUAAUUUUAAAAGUUAAAGAAAAUAGUGCGAUAAGACGCCAGAUAAAAAUCACAGCAACAGAAAUCUCAUAUCUUCUGUGUGGAGGAAAAUUGGCGAAGAAUUAAACAUUCCAGAUUAUUACAUCAUGCAAUAUUUUUCGGCAUCUUUGAUGAUCCUUAUUUGUUUGACCUCACAGAGAAGUUUCGUAGAUACAGCUCCAGCAAAAUUCUCCGAAAAUGUAGCAAGAGAAGAUAAUCUAUCACAAGUGGACAAAAACGUCAAAGAGCUUGAAAGUCUGAAGCAGUCUUUUGGAAAACUUGGGAAAACACUAGAUUUGAUUAAAUCUCAAUCAUCGGAAUUAACGAACUUGAAUGGAGAAAAGCAAUUACACUCUGAAACAAAGGAAGAAAUACAACAAGAUGGUCAAACUGUCGCGAAAGUAAGUCAAAAUGUGGAAACGUUGUAUGAGAAGAACAAACCGAGGACCAAAAUUAAAACGCAAUUAGAUGUUCCAGUACAAGGCGUCCAUAAAACAAUUUUGCAGUCGCUUCCAGAUAAUGAUCCAAAAAAAGUUGAAAUGAGACGUUCCAGCUCCAAUCUUAAUCUAUUAACAGACGUCGAGAAAGGUGAUACAAAUGCGGGAAUUCGAUAUUCUCCACUGGAUGUUGCAAAAUAUAUAUUUUGGACAGGAGAUGAAAAGGGAGUGACUUCAUCUAUCGAAGAGUUUUUACGAGAAGAUAUAAUGACAGGAGAGGAAGCUUUAACAUUUUUACAAGAAGUUAAAUACAAUUUAGAUAAAUUGAAAAAUCGAUACAUUCAAAUGGGAUUAAGUUCUCUACAAAAUUCAAAGAUCACGGACGACCAACCAUUGCAAUUGGGUCUUAAUACAAAGCUAACAGUAUAUGAUAAGCCGGAAUUGAGAAGUGAUUUCAAUAUCAAACAACUUCGGAAGGAAAUUGACAAUUCUCAGACAGUAUCUCGAAGUAAUAUUGAUUCUUCUCAAUCAACUAAAACCACCGAAGAAGACUACGAUGAGCUGUUGGAACGUCUCAGAGUAGCUGAUUUCCUCUACACUGAAUACUCCUUGGAAGAUGUUAUAUACCAGUUAGCUAAAGUAAUGUUUACACAAAGUUUAACAAGAGGAAGCGCUGAAGCUCAACAGGCACUACAAAAAUUCACCAACUUUUUAGAAGCUGAAGCUGAACAGGGUCAUAUAACCAGAGCAUUAGAGAAAAAAGUGCUCGAUAUAUUAAUUGCAUCAUUAUCCGACACUUUGAACGAACAUCCAGAGCUUUUAAUAGAUGCCCGUAAUAGUAUGGGACCAUCAGCAACACCUGAUCAAGGUCAUAAUUUCAUCAGAAAAGUGUUGAAAUCAAAUCUAGAAAACACAAGUUUACUAGACUUAUAUGAAUACAAAGAAAAUGCAAAAAAUAAACUGUUGGAGCAGAAGAAAAACAAAUUGCCAAAUUAUUUGCAAUUUGAUUUCUCUAAAUACAAGUUGACUUAAGAGAAGCCUUCACAGUAAAACAUAUUAUUUGUAAAAUGAAUUGUAAUAAGUGAAAUUGGCUUUAUUCUCUUUAUUUAAACACAUGACUAUUUUAAAAAGUCUUCAGCAACUGUACCUAAUUAUAAUAAUAACAGGUCAACGUUCUCUUAAGGCAGAAUUGUUCGAUAAGAAGCAGAAUUUCAAAUUAAUCAUAAAUAUAACCCAAACACUCUAGCUGGUGGCUUCAAAUUUAACGUGACUAGUACACACUGGAAUUAAUUACAUAGAAUCUAUACUGGGUAGUUAUUAAACCCGAGAUUCAGUAACUAAAUGGAUAUAAAUAGUGCAUUGUAAGUUUUCUCAUUUCAAAAGUAACAAAUGUAUUAAUGAAAUAAUUAGAUUUCUAGAUAUCUUAUAAACUUUCUCCAGUCAUUGAAUGGGAAAUAUACCAGUUAGAUAUUCAAUUUAAAAUACAAACAAUAUAUAUAUAUAUAUAUAUAUAUAUAUAUAUAUAUAUAUAUAUAUAUAUAUAUAUAUAUAUAUAUUAAUGCAUCUAAAUAUUUUUGAUUUUAGGUCACUUCUGUUUUAAAAUUGAUAAAAUUGGUUUGUUUUUUAAUUUUUAAAAGAAAGAUAAAUUUUGACGUUUCGACUUUUCUUUAAGUCUUUAUGAUAUUUUGAUAAAGACUAAAGAAAAGUCGAAACGUCAAAAUUUAUCUUUCUUUUAAAAAUUAUCAGAUGCAUUAAUACAUCAAAAAGAAAUUAAAGAAAUUUAUAUAUAUAUAUAUAUAUAUAUAUAUAUAUAUAUAUAUAUAUAUGGGAAUACCAUAGAAGUACACCAUAAAUUAAAAACUUCAUAGCUUCAUAGAUACACACCUUUAAUAGGGUUAUGUAAUGCAAAUACUGGAUUGGAGUUCCUAGCUAGUCUAUUGUCCUGUCAAUCGAAUAUAUUUUCUUAUUCCUUUAUUUUAUAAAAAAUAAAGCAGAGUCAAAUAGACAAUUGUAUCAAAAGUACCUAAUAAUUCGCUUCCAAGCCACACCGACCCCUAAAAUUCACAUUACAUUCACAUUCACAAAUAUAUAUUGCCCUAAGCCAAUAUUACCAAAAAUAUUAGUCAAGUAAAAUAUAUAUGGUUCACAAUUGUUCGGAUUUUUUCCAACACUGUACACUGCUUUGUACCAAAUUAUUGAUAAAUUGUAUAAGUUGGUACACGUUACACAACUUAUACGUAUCUGAACUUGUGUCGAUUUUUAGACCUCGUCAAAAUAUUAAAAUCAGUUUUAGUUUAUAUCGUUAAAUCGAUUUCAAUCCCAAGACGCUUGGUAAUCCCUGACUUAACCUUCCUAAUAGUUACUAUAUAAUAGCUUAUUUUUGUGUGAAACGUCACUAGGAGCCAUUCAUAUGGUCACCUACAUGAAACCAUCCAAGUGGACAGGAUCGACCGUUUUUAUUGCGAUCCAGCAUAUUGAAACCUAUUUGAAAAAUUAAAAUGCACAGAUAUACUUGUGAAAUGAAAAUCUUUUCACUAUUGGUUCAUUCUAAAAAGUUGUGCAGUUUAAUCACAUACAUCAUUUUUCUAAGUUAAUUCCUAAAGCCUUUAUGACUGCAAUGAUUCGUCUGGGCAUAUUUCUGAUAAUGUUGGCGAUCAUUUGUUGAAAACUUUUUUCAUAUUUUAACUAAAACAGUUUUCUACGAAAUUUAGGACAGCAGAACUCCUUGAUCUAAAUUGUCUGAUAAGCAUAUUUCAAAAAUGGUCUAUUGAAAUCACGUCCCGAUAAUAAUCAGACGAAUUCAUUGUUAUAAUUUAUACUUAUUCAGUUAUAUGUACGCAUAAGUAGAGGUGUCAUACACACUACGACCCAAAAAAUCUAUUAUUUCCCUUUUUCUUCUGGUGGUGGAUGCUCAGAGAGUACAGUUAAUCUAUUAAUCCCACUUCUCUGAGAAAGUUUAAGAUUUGGGAUGACUCCAGCUACCCAAGAUUUUUAUUUUCUAUAUCAUAUAUCCUCAGGUGUAGUGCCCUGGAGAAUGUGGAUAGAGGUUUCGUCAUCUAUGUUAACAGAAUCUGCACAUUGCAUCCUCUACUAGACCUAGAGUCGCCACUAACAAAGCAAUGCCCCGAAAAAACUGCUUUAUAUUCGUGUAUUAUUCUUACUUAUAUUGAUACAUUACCUGAUUCAAAUAUAUGGUGCUAAUAUCUGGUAUACCUGCCGUGAACGUAAAAUAAACUACAAUAUUUAUUACUUAUUUCAAACAUAAUACUAUAAGGAUUUAGAAAAGGUAAUAAUCUUAGUUUUAACAGCUACUCAUGAAAAUAUGCCCAAUAUUGUGAAUACUUCAACUACCUAGAUUUAUAUUGCUCGGGUAUACCUAUGAAUCACCUAGUCCAACAUAAAUUUAGCCUCUCGAUAUUCCUUUAAAGUCGUUGAAAAUGCAAACAAUUCGGGAGUGAGUAGAUGACGUAAAAAUAAUGCUGUGACAUUAAAAAAAUUUCUCAUACGACUCCUCUGAAUUAUAGGCCUUUAAAGUUGCAAAAUCAGAACUUAUAUUUAAUAUAUUCUAAGUCUAAGAAAUAAGAAAUUGAAGAAAGAAAUUUAUAUGUAUAUAUAUAUAUAUAUAUAUAUAUAUAUAUAUAUAUAUAUAUAUCCUAAGUCAUGAUUUUAUCUAAUCAAAUAAUGAAAUAAUGAGUACUUUUUUAUUAAAAAUUUAUUAAAAAUCGAUUGAAAAAUUCAUUUUUGCUAUCUUUAGAUUGUACAGGUUGUUCGUGUAAAAGUUACGGGUUUUUAACCAUUGGGCAUGACGCAUGAGCCUCCCAUGGCUUUCAGAUAGUAGUGUAGAAUUAUAUAUUCCAUCAAACACACUACGUGGACAAACGUAAUCAUAUUUUAAAAUUUCAUAAUGUUCGAAUGUAUAUUUUAAAACAUAUUCUAAAUAUAAGUUCUGAUGUUGCAACUUUAAAACCUCAUAACUCAUAAGAGAGGGAUCGUAUGAUAAAAUUUUUUCCAUAUUACAGCAUUUUUUUCACAUCAUCUCACACCCGAAUUUUUAUCAUCAAGUCGCGGAACCCCUGUCUCAGUAGCUCUGUCAAAUGAACAUGAAAAAACUUGACAAUAUGUAUCUAUGAAGUCUUUAAUAAAUGUGGUUUAUGGUAUUUAAUCUAUGAUCUUACGAGAAUCAGUUUUAUGUAAAAAAAUACGUAAUCCAGGUAUGUGCAUUCCCCCAAUUUUAACUCUCAAGUAAUAUUACCACAUUCAAUAUAUUUUGGAAUAUUUUAUUUCUCAUAAAACGAAAUUUUAAAAAAUAUAUUCCUAGAGAAAAGUUGCAUUUUACUCAGAGUACUCUAAUAAAACUUAGUGUAACAACUAAAGGAGUAUUGUUUUGCAAUCUUGUAGGCUUCACAAUUUUUUCUCAAAUCACCAUUUAAAAAAUGUAUAUAAGUAUAUAAAUUGCUAUAUUUGGAUACAUAACUUCUAGUUUCAAGUGCUAUUACAAGAUUAUGAUGAAUUCCAAUAUGUCUCAGAUAUUUUCUAUUGACUAACAUAUCUACUUAUAUUGAGUUUUCCCAUACCAAUAAAUUCAUCAUAAAUUAUUAACCUAUCAAAUUCAACUCAAAACGUUUAUCUUCUUUAUAUACAUUUAAGACAGAACAUAAACUCCUCCAAGUAGCAAUUUAUAUAGUGUGUUCAUUCAAUCCACUAGAAUAAUCACAUAAUUAAAUGAUACAAAGCAACCAUACUUCCUUUCAAAGGACCAAGAAUAUAAAUUCCGACUACAUAUAUAACAGCUUUGUGUAAUAACCCUACUUAUAUAUUUAAUCGAAAUUGUAAAAAACUAGAAUCAAUUAGUUCCCACUAGAAUAAUUUGACUGAGACUGUAAGUGUUGGAAAAUGUAUAUAAAAUAGAGGUUAUAAGCAUAACAAUUUAAUAAAAUUAUAAAAGCAAA
Molecule: messenger RNA, 5661 nt
Organism: Diorhabda carinulata
Lineage: Eukaryota; Metazoa; Arthropoda; Insecta; Coleoptera; Chrysomelidae
Exons: 11
Coding region: 383-1744 (453 amino acids)
Source: RefSeq, a predicted model, not a curated record